AUGGCUGGGCAGUGGUGGGGCACAGGGCCCCUGUGGGCACUGGGGCUAUGCCUCUCGGGGGUCUCCAGCCAGCUGGUGGAGCCCAGCACCGCACCACCCAAGCCCAAGCCCCCUCCACUGACCAAGGAGACCGUGGUGUUCUGGGACAUGCGGCUGUGGCACGUGGUGGGCAUCUUCUCGCUCUUCGUGCUGUCCAUCAUUAUCACCCUGUGCUGUGUCUUCAACUGCCGCGUGCCGCGCACCCGGAAGGAGAUCGAAGCUCGGUACCUGCAGCGGAAGGCAGCCAAGAUGUACACAGACAAGCUGGAGACUGUGCCGCCCCUCAACGAGCUCACGGAAAUCCCUGGAGAGGACAAGAAGAAAAAGAAGAAAGACAGCGUGGACACGGUAGCCAUCAAGGUAGAGGAGGAUGAGAAGAAAGAGGCCAAAAAGAAGAAAGGAGAGAAGUGAGGCAGCAGCAAUGGCUGGCAGUGUGGACUUCGAAUUCAGAUUCAAAUUCAGCUCAGCCUGCGGAGCUGUGGCCCAGGAGCUGAGGCCAUGGCUGAUCCUCACUGCCUGGCAGGUGCAGGGCCAGGACUACACAGGUGCCAGCCCCCUGGCCACAUGAGCACUUACUGUGGACCACUGUCCCCACCUUUCCUAGCAGGGGCAGAGGCGGCACGGAGGCAGCGGGGGCAGUUUCCUUCUGCGCUGACCACGUUGGGGUGACAGGCCAUACCUGGCUGCACACAGGCCGAGAGAGGCUGCCCCAGUGGCAAGAAGCCUGUCCCAAGCCCGGGGGUCCUGCAGACCCCAGCUCAGCAUGAUGGCAUGCCCUUGCCUUGCUUGUCACCCAGGUGCAGAGGGCACAGGGCCCAGAGAAUCGGGAAUGUUGGGCUGCCAGAGUGGUUCUUUCUAUGCCCAGCAGUGGCUGGAGUUUUGGCCUAGGAGGUCAAGGCAAGGCUGCACCCCACUUGCAGCUGCUCCACACCUGGCCUCGUGCUCCCCCACACCCUACAGCAACUUCUCUGACAGGAAGAGGAGGAGCCAAAGACCAAGGGGCUGACCCUGGGGAAGGGAGAGGGGCAGGGGGCUUCCGCAUGGCACCAGGCCUUACACG
Messenger RNA from Octodon degus (degu), 1099 nucleotides. RefSeq names its product transmembrane inner ear (gene Tmie). The transcript has 4 exons. The coding region runs from base 1 to 450 and encodes 149 amino acids. The record is from RefSeq and is a predicted model, not a curated record. NCBI's taxonomy places the organism in Eukaryota, Metazoa, Chordata, Mammalia, Rodentia, Octodontidae.